GAAACUACUUUUCUCUGCUCGUUGGCGGUUAUUACCGUAAAGGCCUGUAGGAUGAACAAAAUUAGAGGGGAUGGCUGACUUGACGAGAAAAAAAAAAUAAUAAUUAUUUGGAUGAAUGCGUAAAUAGAUGCAGCGCCCAUUUUGUGCACUGCCCCAGGUGUGAGGUUUAAAUCAAAGCAUCCUCGCUUACCGGGUCGCACGAACCUUAUUGUUUGGAAACCAUAUGAUUAAAAGUGAACCAAAGAUGGACUCACAGUUUCGGAUUGGUUUCAUUGGUGCAGGGAACAUUGCUUUCGGCAUUGCGAAGGGCAUCUUGUCUGGUAGUGUUCUUCCUACAAAUGUCAAAGUGAGUGCACCAUCUCCCAGGAACCUAGGACGCUUUCAGGAGCUGAACAUCUCUACUUCUCACUCCAACACAGAAGUUGUGUGCCAUUCAGAUGUUAUCUUUGUAGCAGUCAAACCUCAUAUAGUUCCAACUGUUCUCAGUGAGAUCUCGCAGCACGUCACUAAUAGACACACAAUUGUGUCUGUUGCAGCGGGAGUCACUCUGGCAACACUAGAGGAGCUCCUGCCAGAAGGUUCAUGUGUCAUCAGACUGAUGCCAAAUCUUCCAUGUGUGGUUCUGGAAGGUGCACUCUUAUUUGCACGGGGGACUUGUGCUAAACAAGAGCAUGGUGCCCUAUUGUGUUCAUUGUUGCACUGCUGUGGUUUGGUAGAAGAGGGACCUGAGGCCUGGCUUGACAUCCAUACUGGACUUAGUGGGAGCGGUGUUGCUUUUGUCUACCUGUUUGCAGAAGCACUGGCAGAUGGAGCAGUUAAAAUGGGAAUGCCUAGUACUCUCGCCCAAAGAAUUGCAUCUCAGACUGUUCUGGGUGCUGGUCAUUUACUACGUAACUCCAAUAAGCAUCCAGCUCAGCUUCGUUCAGAGGUUUGCACCCCAGGUGGGACAACUAUCUUUGGCCUUCAUGCUCUGGAACAAGGAGGUGUGAGGGCAUCAACCAUUACUGCUGUGGAAUCUGCCACUGAGAGAGCAAGGGAGCUUGGUCAGAUGUCUGCAGCACCUGGAAGCAGAAAAUAAUAGCUCCUAGUUGCCUUAUACAACUCUGUCAAGUCUUUUAAUUGCCGGAUACUUUUUUUCUGCUCUGAAAUAAAAUAAAAUAUUUCUUCUGA
Syngnathoides biaculeatus (alligator pipefish) is the source of this 1170-nucleotide messenger RNA. It is a transcript of the gene pycr3, whose product is annotated as pyrroline-5-carboxylate reductase 3. Bases 224 to 1078 code for a protein of 284 amino acids. Gene Ontology annotation, molecular function: pyrroline-5-carboxylate reductase activity. The transcript is spliced from 7 exons. Lineage: Eukaryota; Metazoa; Chordata; Actinopteri; Syngnathiformes; Syngnathidae. Gene Ontology annotation, biological process: L-proline biosynthetic process. The record is from RefSeq and is a predicted model, not a curated record.